GCCCUCUCCCAAGCACAGUCUUCAUGUCCGGCGGUCUGUUCCCCAGAGCUCCAGAGGCCUUUGAGGCCUUCUUUGAGCCUUUAUUUGCGAAAUUACACUUGUCUAAGCUCGCUCGCCAUACACAUGUGUUUAUCGGCGCUGCACUGGUGUACCAGCUGGUCAUGAUGCUGUCUCCAAGGAUUUCCAGCCGACUGAGCAAACAUUACCCUAGCUUGCCACUAAAAACGCGUAUUAAUUGGGACAUUCACUUCGUCAGUACUGUUCAGAGCAUCUUUCUUUGUGUCGUUGGAUCAUUGAUGUUCGUCGACCGCCGGUCGUGGUCGGACAAAAUCUUUGGAUACAGCGAAUUUACUGCUGAUGUAAUUGCAACAGCUGGAGGUUACUUUCUUUGGGAUCUUCUUACCUCUAUUCGCUACGUCUACUUGACGGGACCUGGGUUUGUUGUCCAUGCGCUCGCUGCCUUGUUUGUUGUUUGUUUCAGUUACAGACCCUUCCUUAUGUAUUUUGCACCAACCUUCCUUUCUUGGGAGUUAAGCACGCCGUUCCUAAAUGUACAUUAUUUCCUUGACAAAACCGACCGGACUGGCUCCAAGUUGCAGCUCAUCAACGGAUUGAUGCUGGUGCUCACCUUUUUCCUCGUUCGUAUCGUCUACGGCUGGUACUCCGCUUAUGACACAACACUCGAAGUCAUCCGCCGUGUGAAAAGCACACCUUAUAUUCUUGGCGUCUUCUUCUUAAUUGCGAACAUGUCUCUUAACUUUCUGAACCUUUAUUGGCUCUACAAGAUGAUUGACGCUAUCAAGCGCAGAGUCGAUGGCGAGAAAAAGCCCAAGAAGGCAUAAAUUGCACCCUUGGGGAUAUUAACAAUUGUAAUCCAAUGGAAUUGUUUGGCGGUUUCUCGCUGAACAAUUAAUCCUUGUACUUUAAAGCACUGUUUUGGUCAAUUUCCUUUUGUGCAAUCAUUUUACCAGACUCGGAGCGCAUCAUUUCUGUCUUGCUGUUUCUUAAUUCACGAAUGUUAUAGGCUGCGUGUGCUGGCUGGCUCUGUCCAUUGGCAUGCGACAUAAAACAACUCGUUUUGGGCUUAUGUUUGUGAGUUUUUGUCUCCUAAUUUCAUGGCAUCAUGAGAAAGGCCCUGCUUAUUUGCUUUCUUUUUCAAGUUUACUCGCGUGUGUUGUCUUAUCAUCUUCGAACUUGACUGACUCAUCAUUCUCCCGUUCGUUGCCCCUUUUUUCGGUCCACGCCCAGGAAUUGUCGAACCAAUUCUUCUGCACUCCACGGGUUUUGGCGAAUUUCUAUCCGCUACAAUCCGUAAAAUAAGUCAAACUUUAAGGAAUGUUAAGGACUGUAGAGACUGUGAGACUGUCGUUCAGUUCAAGAAUCUCCUCUGGCGCUUUUGAUAGGAGUUUAGGGUUUAUGAAACUCUUAUGAGCGCCAUUCUAAUAGCAUAGACUUUAUAGACAUAGGCCAAUGCUUUUCUUAAGCAGCCUGA
Schizosaccharomyces japonicus yFS275 is the source of this 1492-nucleotide messenger RNA. RefSeq names its product DUF887 family protein. Gene Ontology annotation, cellular component: membrane. The coding region runs from base 24 to 842 and encodes 272 amino acids. Lineage: Eukaryota; Fungi; Ascomycota; Schizosaccharomycetes; Schizosaccharomycetales; Schizosaccharomycetaceae. The transcript has 2 exons. The record is from RefSeq and is a predicted model, not a curated record.